Messenger RNA from Cryptomeria japonica (Japanese cedar), 945 nucleotides. RefSeq lists its product as uncharacterized. Lineage: Eukaryota; Viridiplantae; Streptophyta; Pinopsida; Cupressales; Cupressaceae. Bases 1 to 945 code for a protein of 314 amino acids. The transcript is spliced from 2 exons. The record is from RefSeq and is a predicted model, not a curated record.
AUGAAGAAAGUACUAGAUAGAUUUAGCUGGGCUACUGAGCAGGAAAUUAAUUGGAAUAAGUCAGAGAUUUUUUUAUUCCACACUGAAGUUGGGUCUCAAAGGGCUAUAGCCAGAUUGUUUGGGAUCAGGAUUGGUCAGCUUCUUGGGAAAUUCCUUGGAAUGUCACUCUUUGCUGGAGUUGGGAAGACAAAAAUUUGGAAAGGGUUGUUAGAUGAUUGCAAAGAAAAAAUGGAGGGUUGGAAGAGCAAGUGGCUCACUUCGGCUGGCCGUCUUCUGAUGCUGAAGACAGUUGUAUCGGCUAUGCUUAUUUUCCCAAUGGCUUGUUUUAAACUCCCAAGCUUAGUCAUAAAGAAUAUGCAGCAGAAGAUGAGAGAGUUUUUGUGGAAUGGAAAUCAGGAGCAAGACAAAAUACUACUGAUUGCCUGGGACAGAGUAUGCAAACCCAAAGGAGGAGGAGGUGCGGGGCUUUGCGAUUGGAAGCUAAUCAAUGAGGCUAUGGGGGCUAAGUUAGUGUGGCAAAUGUAUAGCAAGCCGGAGCAGAGGUGGGUCCGUAUUUUACAAGCUAAGUAUUUGGAUAGUGGGGAAAAGGAAAGGAUACUUACGGAUUCCUGGGAUGGAUGUCCAUCGCUGGAUUCCCAGGUCCCCCAACGGAUUAAAGAUAAGAUUGCUCAUAUUUGGGGUUCCAAGGUGUGUGAAUUUUUGUCUCAAGAAACGUCUGCAUUGGGCCAGCGUUUGAAUUGGAAGGAUCCCCGUGAUUUAAACUUGGGGGAGGUGGAUGAACGAUUGUUGAGGAAUGUCCUUAACAACAGAGAUGUGUUGAGCUCUAGGGAUGAGGAUGAGAUAGUUUGGUGUGGUGCCAAGAGUGGCAGCUACUCAGUUAAGUUGGGGUAUACUCUUUUGGAGAUAGAGGGCAGAACAAAGGAAUGUGAAGCUAAGCUUUGCUAA